This is a messenger RNA of Rangifer tarandus platyrhynchus (Svalbard reindeer), 621 nucleotides long. NCBI's taxonomy places the organism in Eukaryota, Metazoa, Chordata, Mammalia, Artiodactyla, Cervidae. The record is from the annotation of a GenBank genome assembly.
AUGGCGGCCGCCAGGUGCCUGCGCUGGGGUCUGAGCCGAGCCGAGGCCUGGCUGCUGCCGCCGCCCGCGCAUUACUGCCACCGGGGUCUGCACAAACAGGUAGAGGGCACCGAAUUCCGGAGCGCCUACAGCCUGGACAAGCUCUAUCCGGAAUCGCGGGGCGCGGACACCGCCUGGAGGGUCCCGGACGACACAAAGCAAGGCAACGAUGACAUUCCUGUAGAUCGCUUGACAAUAUCUUACUGUCGGAGCAGUGGUCCUGGGGGCCAGAACGUUAACAAAGUGAACUCCAAGGCCGAAGUCAGGUUCCACCUGGCAAGCGCCGACUGGAUCGCAGAGCCCGUGCGGCAGAAGAUGGCCCUCACGCACAAAAAUAAGAUCAACAGGGCGGGAGAGCUGAUUCUCACCUCUGAAUGCAGCCGCUAUCAGUUCCGAAACCUGGCAGAUUGCCUCCAGAAGAUUCGAGACAUGAUUGCUAAGGCCAGCCAGCCAGCCACGGAGCCGUCCAAAGAAGAUGCUGCACUGCAGAAACUCAGGAUAGAAAACAUGAAUCGCGAAAGGCUCCGAAAAAAGAGAAUGAAUUCUGCCAUCAAGACAAGCAGGAAGGUCGAUGUGGACUGA